UCACACAGCAAGGAGCAAAGAUCAAGUUUUUGGCUUUUUACCCCCUAUUUUUCUCCAUUAAAAACAUUUAAAAACAACAAUUUUUAAUAAAUCAUCAUGGUGUUGGGCAUGAUGUGGAAUUUCAUCAAGAGACAUAAGAAGAAAUUCGUUUUUUCUGGAAUUCUGUUCGGAGGGUCCUGGUUGAUGUAUAAAUAUUUAGUUAAAAGGGUGAAAGAAUUAAAAGAAGAAGAGGAACAGGAAUAUAUCAAUCUUGUCAGACGUCAGCACCAUUUUGAAAGUAAUCAAAAAACCUGCAACAUGACAGUUAUAUCAAUGAUUCCGAACAUUCGAGAUAUUUUACUGAGUAGAUUAAAUACUGAAGAAUAUACUAGUCAACUUAAAAAUCAACCAGCUAAUAAAUUAGAGUUAUGGUCCUUGUUAAAAACAAAUAGUUUUGCUCGUACGAUAUCCAGUGUAUAUGGUUGUUGUUUGAUGUCGUUGAUUCUCCGAGUUCAGUUAAAUAUUAUCGGAGGUUAUAUAUUCCUGGAUAGUUCUCAGACGUCAGAAAACAGCCGUGUUCAACACCAAACUUCUAAAUCAGUCCAAGAACGAUAUUUAUCUUUGAUUAAACAUUUCGUUGGACCUGGUUUUGAGGAGUUGAUAAACAGAAUAGUCAAAUGUACUAGUAAAGAAUUAGAUAGUGUAGCAUUAAGAGAAGAGUUAACAUUAAGUAAUGUAGAAGCAGUAAUACAACAUGUCCGAGGUCGUAUUGAUGAUACUCUCAACUCAGCGUUACCUUUAUCGUCUUAUCUUCUACCUUCAGAAUGUUUUACAGAUAUAGUGAAGACGCCUGAUGAAGAAUUGUAUGAAAAGUUGGUGACAGAAACAAGAGAUGUUUUAGACAGUGAUGACUUUAAAAUGGUUUUAGCAACUUGUUUAAAUCAGGGUUUCUCCAAAAUAUUUGAUUUUUUAGCUGACCAUUAUAAAAAACAAUCCAACUCAAAGACCGAUAUACAUGAAGUUAAAAUACCAAUGGCUAAAAUUAUACCUUUUGUGAAUGGUCUCGUGUUUAAAAUACUACAUGGUAAUAAUUUUAUACAGGAAUUGUUGUUAUUAGAGGAUGUAAAAAAACUAGCAGGGAAUAUUUACGAAUCAUUUUGUAAUGUACAUUGAAUACUUCAUAUUCAUAACAGCCAUUGUCAUAUUGUACUAUUUUUGGACCAGUUUUUGCUCAAAUACCAACCCUAAAACAGUUUUAGCUUUCCUGCAUUGGUUUAUUGUCCCAUCCAAGAUUUGAUAUAUUCGAGGUUAUGAAUGUUUAUGUAAAUGAUAUUUUGUUGUGUAAAUGUCUUUGUUAUAUUUCUAUCCCGUGUCAUAUCUAUAAUAAAUGAUUACCCAAUUC
Molecule: messenger RNA, 1381 nt
Organism: Lottia gigantea (owl limpet)
Lineage: Eukaryota; Metazoa; Mollusca; Gastropoda; Lottiidae
Exons: 11
Coding region: 97-1152 (351 amino acids)
Biological process (GO): protein import into peroxisome membrane
Cellular component (GO): peroxisomal membrane
Molecular function (GO): protein-macromolecule adaptor activity
Source: RefSeq, a predicted model, not a curated record